Molecule: messenger RNA, 1848 nt
Organism: Gambusia affinis (western mosquitofish)
Lineage: Eukaryota; Metazoa; Chordata; Actinopteri; Cyprinodontiformes; Poeciliidae
Product: equilibrative nucleoside transporter 2-like
Exons: 13
Coding region: 154-1473 (439 amino acids)
Biological process (GO): thymine transport; adenine transport; uridine transmembrane transport
Cellular component (GO): plasma membrane; basolateral plasma membrane
Molecular function (GO): nucleoside transmembrane transporter activity
Source: RefSeq, a predicted model, not a curated record
UGUCAGAUCUAGUGAGGCUGCCCGCCGUUCAGCCCCUCUUCUCAUUCAUUCAUCCCCUUUUCUCAUUCAUUCAUCCCAGGUUAGUUAACCUAGACGUCCGAAAGGUCACCCUCAGGAUUUGCCUGUUUGCAGAGGAGCAACGGAAGCAGCAAAAUGUGGAAGGAAAAGAAACAGAGUUCACCUUCUGAUCGUGGCCAGAUUGUUGCCAUCAUCAUCUUUAUUCUCGGUCUGGAAUCUUUGCUGCCCUGGAACUUCUUCAUCACCGCCUCGCAGUACUUUAACACACGGCUGAAUGAGAGCGUCUCCUCUAACGGUACGUCAGCCGCGCAGCAGAGAAACUACAACUACGACAGCUGGAUGGUUUUGCUCUCCCAGCUUCCUCUGCUCCUCUUCACUCUGCUCAACUCGUUGCUCUAUCAGUGGGUGAAGGAGCGUCUCCGCGUGGCCUUCAGCCUGGUCGUCAUCUUCCUCCUCUUCGCCCUCACUGCCGCCCUGGUCCAGGUCGACAUGCAGCCCGACAACUUCUUUUCGGUCACCAUGGCAACCAUUUGGUUCUUCAAUGUGUUCAGUGCAGUGCUGCAGGGCAGCCUCUUCGGGAUGGUCGGCCUGUUUCCUCCUCGUUACAGCACCGUGUUCAUGAGCGGUCAGGGUCUGGCUGGGAUCUUCGCAGGCGUCGCCAUGCUCUGCUCCAUCAUGAGUAAAAGUGACCCAAAGUCAGCUGCCUUGGGAUACUUUGUCACUCCAUGUUUGGUCACGUUAGGGGCUCUUCUCUGCUACCUGCUGCUGCCACACCUGAAAUUUGCUCAUUAUUAUCUGAACAGAAAUCAGGCUGUCAAACUGGACACUUCUAAUAAGCUCCUCAGCAACACAGACAAAAUAGCCUUAAAUGGCAACGAAAAAGACGUGGAGGCGAGAGGAGUCCCAGAGGAGAGUAGAGAGCGCUCUUCUGUCUUCGCUGUCUUUAAAAAGAUCUGGCCGAUGGCUCUGUGUGUGACGUUUGUGUUCGCCGUCACGCUGUCGGUGUUUCCCGUCAUCACAGUCCGAGUGAAGACGGUUUACACGGACAACACUGACUGGGACAAAGUGUUUACCUGUGUGUGCUGCAUUCUUGUUUUUAACAUCAUGGAUUUGGCCGGCCGCAGCGCCCCGUCUCUCUUUCAGUGGCCGUCCAAACAGAGCCGUCUGUUUCCCGUCGCUGUUCUGUCUCGUCUCGUCUUCAUCCCUCUGCUCAUGAUGUGCAACAUUCCCAAGUCGAAGCUCACCGUCCUCUUCAGACACGACAUCGCCUUUGUUGUCAUCAUGGCUCUGUUCUCCUUCUCUAACGGCUACCUGGCGAGCCUCUGCAUGGCCUACGCUCCACAGUUGGUGAGGAGCAGAGACUGUGAGACGGCCGGCUCUCUGAUGACCUUCUUCCUUGUUCUGGGUCUGGCUGUGGGAGCCUCGUUCUCAUUCCUACUGGGAAAUCUGGUUUAGACAAAGUCCACUUAAAAACCCAACAUAAAGCACGUAGAUCAGAACUCUUACUUGUAUUUCUCUUUGCUCAUGUUUGCAUUUAGCACGAUCACUUUUCUUUAUACUGUUUGUAAUUAUUUAACCAUUUUUUUUGUUACUUUUUCAAAACAACUUUAAACAUUUGGAGCACUAACGCCUUGUAUUAGUAAUACAAAUGAUUAAAAUUAGCACUGUUACUACUCGCUAUCGCCCCCCGCUGGUAACAUGAGGUGAAUGCAUAAAAGUGGAAAACUCGUGUUUAGAAGUAAAGAGGUCAUUCGUCAAUGCAGCUAAGAAUUGCUUUCUAACUGUAACACAAAGAACCACAGAAAUCUGUCUUCGUUAAUCUGUAGAUUU